This is a messenger RNA of Staurois parvus, 338 nucleotides long. The record is from the annotation of a GenBank genome assembly. NCBI's taxonomy places the organism in Eukaryota, Metazoa, Chordata, Amphibia, Anura, Ranidae.
UGGGCACAGGUGGGUGGCACUGGUGGGCACAGGUGGGUGGACACAGGUGGGUGGCACUGCUGGGCACAGGUAGGUGGCACUUCUGGGCACAGGUGGGUGCACUGCUGGGCACAGGUGGGUGAUCUACUGGGCACAGGUGGGUGCUCUGCUGGGCACAGGUGGGCGGAGCUAGUGGGCACAGGUGGGUGGCACUGCUGGGCACAGAUCAUCAGGGCACUGAUCAUCAGUGCCCUGAUGAUCGGUGCCGAUCCCCGCUCUGACAACUGCCGGUUCUCGGCAGUACUUUCCUCACGAUAUGACAGCGUGAGGAAAGUGCAGCCGAGAACCGGCAAUUGAAU